Molecule: messenger RNA, 279 nt
Organism: Dibothriocephalus latus
Lineage: Eukaryota; Metazoa; Platyhelminthes; Cestoda; Diphyllobothriidea; Diphyllobothriidae
Source: the annotation of a GenBank genome assembly
AUGUCGCGCCGGGGCAGUUCACUUUAUAUUCGCAACAUUCCAGAUUCAUGCCGAUCUAGACACGAGGACCUACGUCGAACCUUUGGUCGCUUCGGUCCAAUAGUUGACGUAACUAUACCCACUGACUAUUAUUCUGGUCGCAUGAAGGGGUUCGCCUUUGUUGAAUAUCCUUUUCGGGAUGCUGAAGAUGCCCAUCGGAAUAUGGACCAUAGUCGAUUUCUGGGUCGUCGGAUUGAGGUGGAGUUCACAAGGGGCGUCCGCAAGAGUAAGACUGUUUAA